GUUCUUUCGGCACAGAGGUUCAGCUUGCUUCGCCACGCCCACAAACACACAGACAUGGCGGAAGCCGAGGCCGUGUACCGCUAUGAAUCCGGACAAAUCGCGCAUGCUCCCAAGAAAGAUUACGGUCCUUUGGACUUCACUGGAAAAAUUGCGGGGGGGCUGCGACUCGACAUCCGCAGGCGGGCGCCGCUGUAUUGCAGUGAUUGGACGGAUGCCUUCACACCGGAGAACUUCCAAAAGUCGGUGUCGUCCAUCUUGUAUCUGUUCAUCGCAGCCCUUGCCCCUGCGAUUACGUUCGGCAGUCGGUUCCUUGACGGCACGAACGGCCAGUUCGGAGUGAUGGAAAUGAUUAUGAGCACAUGUAUCAGUGGUUUGAUCUUCUCGACAUUUUCCGGUCAGCCCCUUUCGAUUUUGGGAGCUACCGUGGCGGUAUUCGACUUGUGUGCUCUCAUGAAGCACGUCACUAUGUUCAGCGAAGACAUCUUCGCUGGAUUAAUCUCGCUCAUUUUCAUCAUCGAUGGAGCCCGGCCGAUCAUCGAGAAUUUCACGGAAAGCAGGCUGACGCUGACAAACUGCAUGUUUGAAGCUCUCUUGUUCAUUUGGACAUUUGGCCUAGCGACAUACUUGUCAAGCUUCCGCCGAAGCCCUUGGACUUUCCGUUUUGUUCGCAACUUUGCGGCCAAUUUCGCGGUGACCAUCGCCUUGGUUAGUGGCUCCGCGUUGGCCGCAAUUUACUCCAACGACACAGGCUUGAGAAUGUUGCAAGUGGACGCAGACUUCUCGCCAAACUUGAGCCUGUCCGAUGGCAGCAAGCGGCCGUGGAUCAUUAACCCCGCCGGCAUGGACCGUCCCUUCCCGGCUUGGGGCAUUGCUUAUGCGAUCCUCCCGGCGAUUGGCUUCGCAGUCUUGGGUUACCUGGAUCAGAAUCUCACUUCUGUGAUCGUGAACAGACCCUCCAAAGGUCUGAAGAAGCCGGCUGCAUAUCACCUUGACUUGUUGCGCAGCUAUUAG
Symbiodinium sp. CCMP2456 is the source of this 1011-nucleotide messenger RNA. NCBI's taxonomy places the organism in Eukaryota, Dinophyceae, Suessiales, Symbiodiniaceae. The record is from the annotation of a GenBank genome assembly.